Cornus florida is the source of this 1183-nucleotide messenger RNA. RefSeq names its product TLC domain-containing protein At5g14285. Lineage: Eukaryota; Viridiplantae; Streptophyta; Magnoliopsida; Cornales; Cornaceae. The transcript has a single exon. The record is from RefSeq and is a predicted model, not a curated record. Bases 341 to 1087 code for a protein of 248 amino acids. Gene Ontology annotation, cellular component: membrane.
GAACGCAAAUACCGGUCAUUUUGGAGCAAAUACCGGUCGUUUUGGAGCUCUCUUUUCUUGAGAAUCAUCUUGAAGCUUUUAAGAACAAAACUCAUUGAUAAGUUCAAUUCACUUCAGAGACUUUGCACACAAUCUCUCUUUCACUUCAGAGAAUUUUUACACUCUCUUUCUCUACGUCUGUGCGUGUAAGAUUCCACCAACCAUAAACAAGACAACUCGAAAAGUCUUUCCAGUCCCAACCUUCCCUGUUGUAUUUCACUUCAAGAUUAAUAAUAAAUAUUCGUUUCUCCAUCACUCUCAAAUCAAUUCUUGAAAAUUCAAAUUCAAUUCUGGGUUUCAAAUGGAAGAAACCCCAACUCUGUUUUCCUCAACCCUCCCUCUCUUCUUCACAAUGUUUCUCAUCAUCUACCUCUCUGCCCACUUCAUUGUUUUCCGACAUUGGAGCCCUAAUCUCCGUCCCGAAGCUUCAAGCUGUCUAAUCUCACUAGCUCACGGAACACCCGCUGUUUUCUUAGCCUCUCACGCCAUUCUCUCCGACCCAAAUCGCAGUUUCGCUUCAAUCAACACCAAUUUUCAAAACACAGUCCUCGAUUAUAGCAUCGCCUACUUUUUGAUGGACCUUUGUCACUAUCUCAUCUUCUCUCCCACUGACAUGCUCUUCAUAGGCCACCAUUUGGCCACACUCUUCGUCUUCGUCACCUGCAGAUACUUGGUUUCUCAUGGAGCUUAUGCGAUUCUUGUUCUUCUUGUUCUUGCGGAGGUCACGAGCUUUUGUCAAAACACAUGGACGCUCGCGAGUGCUCGGAAAGCGGAUUUGGAAAUUGCAGCCAAAGUGUAUGACUUUUUGUCCCUUCCAUUUUAUGCUCUUUAUUCUGUUGUUAGAGGUUUGGUUGGACCUCUCUUUGUGAUUGAAAUGACUCUGUUUUAUGCAAGUGGGGCAAUGAAUGAUGUGAUUCCGAAAUGGGUUUGGGUUUCUUGGAUUGUUGUGAUUGUAAUGGCGAUAUCUGUUAGUAUACUGUGGAUUUCCAAUCUUUGGAUUGACUUGUAUAGAAAAAGAACCAGUAAACUUGAAAAGAAAAUUAGAUAGGACUCGGUAGAGUAUUGGGUUGAUGGUUCUAUUUACUGUAUGUUCAAUUGAUACAUAUAUCUAUGAAAACCAUGAAUAUAUUUAGUAUUUUUUUGU